AUGCCUUUACAAACUAUGCCGAUACAAACAAGUCCACCGUCCUUCCCGGACUCGUUCCCUUCGUUCAUGUCCGUAUAUGGCCAAUACAAAGAGGAGGAAAGCUCGUUUCAUUCUCUACUCCCAUCCCACGUCGUCAACCCGCGACGUCUACUCCCUUCCCACCGCAAGAGUGUCUCAUCAAUGACAUCAGUCUCUACUGAAUCCUCACCCACCAACACCGUCUCUCCGUUCGACUCGCCCUUGACAAGUGAAAUCACUCCCAGUUCUUCGCCGGAGUCUCCAUCGGCCAUGCCUCUGUCGUACCCCAAAUUCCCCCCACCUUCUCGCGCUCUCGACAUUACCCCGCGACCCAUGAUGCCACCAGAUAACGCGCGACUCGUACCAACUCCCCUCGAAGCGCGCCCCACGUCGCCAGGAUCUCGCGCACGGAAUUUGAAAAAUUUGUCGCUUCGAAUGCCACCUUCGUCCCGCGGUCGCCCACCAAUUGCGACAGCCUCUGUAGCGGAAUCAUCUAAAAAAACCCUUUCUUGCCCUCCUUCCCCCAUCCAGAUUCCCCAACAGUCUAUCCGACGGCGUCCUGCCAAUUUGAGCAUUCGAACUCCCGGCAUCAAUAAGUCAUUUACUACCAACGGCUCUGAUAUCGUUCCCCCAACACCCUUACUGAAUCAACACCACUCUUUGCGACAUUCCGAGUCAAGUCCCUCGCUGGCAUCCAUCUCCUCGCCUGCCUUUGGUCCCCCAGGUGGAUUGCAUUUUCCCCCAAUAAGGUCAAGGCGUGGCACGCAUAAUUCAGUCUCUUCAUCCGAGGAGACACAUUCUCCUCUGACAUCGAUGCCUGAAGAUGGAAUCGUGGUAUCGCAUCGAAUUAUUCAGGAAAAAGACGAGAAUGAUGUCCACAUGGACUCCCGAGAAUCCACGCGCAAAGCCGAUCGCGGAUAUCCCGAUGGGCCCAUACGGAUACACGAUUCGGGAGUGUUUCUGUAUUUGGAGCCUACCGCUGAGGAAGCAUCCAAGUUCGACGUGGUAUUUAACGUUGCCAAAGAAGUCGCAAACCCAUUCAGUACUGAUCAGAAGGAGCAACCCGAUACUGUCAUGAGUACCUGGCGCAACGCUCCCAGGGCCUCCAAUCCCUUCUCCAAAGACUCUCCCUUGACUGCCAUGUCGGAACUCUCUUUCAAGUCGGCAUUCGACUUCCAGCCAGAAUCUGAAUCCACCACUCCAGCCCCAUCGACCCCAGAAUACAUCCAUGUCAGCUGGGACCAUAAUUCGGAGAUCCUGGACGAUCUGCUUCCUUUGUGUGAGCUGAUUGACGACCGCAUUUCCCAGGGAAAAAGGGUUCUGGUGCAUUGUCAACUUGGUGCUAGUCGCUCGGCAUCGUUAGUCAUCGCGUACGGUCUGUACAAGAACCGUCAUUUGGACUUUAAUGCGAUGUAUGAAAUUGUCAAGGGACGCAGCCAGUGGGUGGGGCCCAACAUGAGCCUCAUCUACCAGCUGACCGACUUCCGCGGCCGGUUGCUGCGAGGCUCACCGUCAAGACCUGCCCCAGAGGAAUGGUUCAUGGAUAGCCCGCGGCGCAGUUCUGAGCCUCAAACCAGCCUAGAGGAACGAGCAGCCAGGGAGGAGUCUGCGUAUUCCACUGGUCUGCCACCAGUGUCAUGUCUGGCCCCUCCUUCAAUGCCAGGACGUCCUCGGACCAGUGGUACUGGGGCUAGAUCUCCUAAACGUAGUCUGUCUCCACGUCCAUUGCCAUUCCGCCAAAAGUUCCCAUCCUUGGAACCAUCUUUGGAACCUACAUCUGGUCGUCCACGAAAGCUGCCACGCAGUGUGAGCAGCACUUGUGCUCCGGUUGUCCAAACGCGCGUUGUAAUGCGCAAUUUUUCGGCAAAUGCUGGUCUGUUCUCGCCGAGAACUGGUGGCUUCCUGACCCCAGCUCAACCUGUGACUUCCUCUCCUCCUCGUGCUCCAACUAUUGAGAGUGUGGUAGAGGUCCCCAAUGCUGUGCAAUAUGCCACUGAAACAGCUGAUCCUCGUUCGCCUCCUGUGGGAGGAACUGAAAAACUCAUGAUGAGAAACAUCUUUGAUUUCCUUUAA
Molecule: messenger RNA, 2091 nt
Organism: Penicillium taxi
Lineage: Eukaryota; Fungi; Ascomycota; Eurotiomycetes; Eurotiales; Aspergillaceae
Gene: dspD
Product: putative protein-tyrosine phosphatase
Exons: 1
Coding region: 1-2091 (696 amino acids)
Biological process (GO): protein dephosphorylation; negative regulation of MAPK cascade
Cellular component (GO): nucleus; cytosol; cytoplasm
Molecular function (GO): MAP kinase tyrosine/serine/threonine phosphatase activity; protein tyrosine/threonine phosphatase activity
Source: RefSeq, a predicted model, not a curated record